Messenger RNA from Orbilia oligospora ATCC 24927, 3561 nucleotides. RefSeq lists its product as uncharacterized. The coding region runs from base 1 to 3561 and encodes 1186 amino acids. The record is from RefSeq and is a predicted model, not a curated record. Gene Ontology annotation, molecular function: SUMO ligase activity; zinc ion binding. The transcript is spliced from 2 exons. Gene Ontology annotation, biological process: protein sumoylation. Lineage: Eukaryota; Fungi; Ascomycota; Orbiliomycetes; Orbiliales; Orbiliaceae.
AUGGCAACAAUUGAAUCGGAUCGGCCGUCCCACGGCGCAUGCAAAGACAUUGAACCUACAAGUACCAACCAGGGAGUACGAAUUGAUACCUCUAUAUCAGCGGGCCCGGGACGUCCUUCCCUUACCUCGCCAUCUUUAAAACGUAAGAGCUCGAUCUCGAGCUCAAAAGUAGAUAUCGAUCUUGCAAAUGUUAAUAAUACUGUUUCUAUGUUUAUGGGGGGCAGACGACAUUCAUGGAUGCAACAAGGAGCCGAAGGAAAUUCUUCAUACGGCCCGAAAGCCCCCCCACCAAAGAGAGUCAAAACGACGCCUUCAAAGAUGUCGAACUUAGAGCGAAAACCUCAAGCAGAGGCUUCCUGCGCCGCUGUGUCGCCACCCGUUCCACAGAAAUCUCCUGCGCCGAAUCAACCUACAGCUGAAUCUGUUGUCAUAACUAUUCCUGAUACUCAGCUUGAAGAGCAGAGCGCUCCGCCGCGGACGUCAGUUUUGGGAAUCGAGCAACAGCCGCCUAUUAACCCGCCUUCAAAUCCUAUAUCAAUGACAAAUUUGCCGACGACUUCGCGUUCUGCUCAGGAAAAUACCCUGUCUAUAAAUCUAUUACCCUGGCCACAAGUCACAGAAAAUUCUCCACCCCCUCCCCUCCCCUCUCCAGUUCCUACCCCAAUAACAGUUAGACAACCAGAUUUUACAAACUCUCCAAGCAGUAUAGCUGAGAGUAGAGCAAGUCCUGUAGUCGAGACGAGGGCUUUGACUGGAGGAAUUCCGAGAGCAGCGUUAUAUUCCCGAGCUUCAAGUGUAGAGCAGCCGGCGCCGGCGCCUCGCAUGCGACCAACGUUGCAGACGGCCAUUGCUACCGCCUACAUGCAAAACAUUACACCCCCACCGUCAACCUCACCAGUCAGCGCUACGGUUCUUAACGGGGUUGAUAACCUCGGGCUAAGGUCAGCGCACCCAAGCUCAGCUAUGCCGUCUCCAGUAGCCUCGCCACAGAUGCCAGAGGUUACUACCAUUGAUUUGCCAAAAUACCUGUCUGAUGGCUCGUGCAAAAUGCACCGGGUGGACCUAAGGAAGCCUACCAUUGAGGACCAUAACCUCUUACUGGGCGAGCUUCAGAGAUUGGGCCAGCAAAUUAAGGACUCGCAAUUGACAGCUCCUGAGAAAGCCCUGGUGAUGCGAUAUUCGAAGCUUAGUCGUGCUCUAGACACAAUCCGGCGCCAGAUUAAUCAAAGCUCUGUACAAUCAACACAUGAGCUAGUUUCUGAUAUCUUGCGUCGGCGCACGCCUUCGGUGCCAGCUUACCCCCCUCAAUCCCCAGUCUCAUCAGCUCCCUGUUCUCCAAUCCACCAUCGUGUGUCAGCAUCUCCAGUGGAGAAGCAACAUCCUGUACAAUCACACCACGGAGCUAUUCCAGCUAACACAAUGCUUCCACCACCCCAGCCCCACAGCCAACACCACCACCACCACCAAUCAAUGCUGUCGAUUGGUCAUUUUCGUAGCCCAUCAUCUCAGGACGCGGAUUUUUAUGCACAAAACCCAACGCCUGCAGCUCACUCGCCCCAGUCUUGGCCUCAAUCCUCCCCUGUUGCCACAAACUAUCCACAACAGGCUACCCAAUUCCUGCCAUCCCAAAACUCAGCGGCGCAGGCCCCACAAACACGACCACGGACCCAACAGCAAUUGCCUGUUGUUUCAGCUUCUGUAAAUGACCGCACAAAAUCUCCGUGGAGCUACGCGUUUGUUGAAAAGCUUCACUUUCUCAUGGCCCAACCGGGUACAGAACCAUGGAAACCAAAUGAUAGUCUCAGAGCGAGCCUACUUGAAGGUGCUCUCAAGCAGGGUGACGAUUUGUUCGUCGCUUUGCAUUUACUGUUCUGCUACGCUGACCACCCAAUACUGAAAAACAAAUAUCCAUUCAAUUGGAACGAUCCCCGUAGCAAGCUUGGUUUGGAGUUACUCUCCCAACUCUUGUUUGCAAACUCUAGCCUCUCGACCCGAGCGUUAGACAUUUUUGUUCAAAUCCCUAUGGAUCUUGGCAUGGCAAGAGUGAAGGUUCAGGGGUUCAACGAUGAUAUGAUGGCGGCACUCAAGCUGCUCCAGGAUAUUCGGCCAAUAUUUGACACUUUGUACAACUAUUGCGACUCCAACAAGCUCUCGUGUCCAUCUCACAGUCUAAUUGCGUCCGCGGGUAUCCUCUCGCCGUCUCUACAAAGAACUAUCAGCGUAUCAUUGUCACAAAUGUUGAUGCAACAUGCCAAAUCCGCCCAACACCAACCGCAACAAAACCAAGUAACAUCGGCUCCCAGACAGCCACAGCAACCACAUGUUCAAUCUAUGCGAAGAGUCCCCCAAAUUUUGCCUCCUAGAAAGAGUUCUUCCAGCGGCGAUGCUGGGCCUGCACAGCGCACACCACUUCAAAUUUUUACGACAGACUGGGGUGGCAAAGUUCCCGGUUGGAAGUUGAUACAAGAAUGGAGAUAUCUACCUGCAGACCUUCAGAAGCCCGAAGGGGAUACUUCAGAAUACUUUACCUAUUUUAGGAGAUGCGUUACCCCUGUUAUCAAAGUCUCAGCUAGGAUGCAACAACUCUCUUUCUUAAUUGAAAAUCCAUUGAGCAAAUCAUACCCCAAAGUUAAUCGUGUCGAGGGUGCUGCUCCCAAUAUCCGCCCAGUUCGAAACUGGUCCAAACUAUACCGACUGCGUUGUGUGGCUUCAAAGCAGGAUCUUACACAGCUCACCAAGGCUGAAAACUUUUCUGCUUGGAGGAGUCAAGAGACUUGUUGGCCGGUAUCUAUCUUUGCCGAGUUGAAUGAUAAAUCGACCCCAGGCUUUCCAAACAAUACACCACAAGAAAGGGAAUUGGCUAAAAAGCGUAGGCUACAUUUUCGACGGAAAAGAAAUUGGGGCAAAGACUGUACAACCGAUCUUACGGAUCGGCUUGACCAUGGGGAGAACACCAUUCAAAUCGCGAUGAUGGAAAACGCACCGGUUGACGGAACUUCAUAUUACGCCGCUGUGGAAGAAGUUGAGGUGGCAGACUACAAUACACUGUUCCAUUUGAUCACACAAACCCAAAGCUUAUCCUCUAGUGAGGCUAAAGAGCUUAUCAUCAAGCGCCUGAAAAAAGCUGCUGACGCCAUCGCAAAUGAUGACGAUAUAUCCGUUGUCGAAGAAGACACUGUGACUGUAUCAGUCACCUGCCCCAUGUCUCAGCAACUCAUCGAUGUUCCUGUCCGCGGCAAAUAUUGCCAGCAUCUUGAUUGCUUUGAUCUCAAGGGAUACCUCACUAGCCGAACAAAAUUCCCAUCUGGGUUCUCGGUGCCGGAUUCGUGGAAGUGUCCAAUCUGCAGCUGCGAGUGUACCCCUGCGACAAUCAUAGUCGACGGGUUCAUGAAAGAUACCGUUUCCAAAUUAAGGGAAGUCCAAGCAGGCGGACAAUACUCAAAUGCGAAAAGCGUUAUUAUACGCUCUGAUGGGAUGUGGAGGCCUCAUGACCCCCCUGAAGUUGUGAAAACGAAAAUUAAGAAGGAGAUGCCUGAGAUCAUUAGCCUACUCGACGACUAG